CUGGCGAUAGUUUGGUUGCUGCCUUGCAUCUAUCUUAUCUGGGCUAGAAUGAGAUAUUGGUCGCCUGGUGGCUGUCGUGUAAUAACAGUUUUCAAGGCCUCGACACGCUUCGUCCAGCUCUGUCCACCUACCCAGGCACACCCGAGUAUCACAUCACACACACCAUGACGGACUUUAGAGAAGAACACGGCAGCUUCAGCUCUGAAAGCGGCCGUGGGAUGCCCAUUGCCAUCAUCGGCAUGGGAUGGAGAGGACCGGGAGAAGCCACAAACGUCCAGAACUUCUACGAGCUUUUGGCUGCGGCUCGGGAAGCCCGGGUCGCCGCUCACAAGGGAAAAUGGAACCACGAAGCUUUUUACCACCCAGAGUCGUCAAGGAAGGGAACCAGCAAUGUCGAGGCCGGUCAUUACUUCAAGGAUGACUUGUCACUAUUUGACGCACCGUUCUUUAGCAUGACAGAUUCAGAGGCAGCUUGCCUGGAUCCUCAACAACGACUCCUCCUGGAGACGUGCUACGAAGCUCUCGAGAAUGCUGGAAUCCCACUAUCGAGUGCCGCGGGGAGCGACACCUCCGUUUUCGUCAGCACAUUCGGGGCCGAUUACACCGAUCUCCUCCAGAAGGACCCAGACACCAUGCCGGUAUAUCAGGCGACCAACAGCGGAUACUCGCGGGCCAUCAUUUCGAACCGUCUCUCUCACUUCUUCGACUUCCGCGGAAGCAGUGUAACCAUCGACACGGCGUGCUCUGGCGGCCUCACGGCGCUUCAUCUCGCCUGCCAGUCCAUCCGCGCCGGCGAGGUCCGCCAGGCUGUAUGCGGCGGCUCCAGUGUCAUUCUUCACCCCGACCAGUUCAUUUCCCUGAGUGCUAUGCGUUUUCUUUCUCCCGAGGGGCGCUGCUAUAGCUUUGAUGAACGUGCGAGUGGCUAUGCGCGAGGAGAGGGUGUCGGAUGCGUCCUCCUCAAGCGUCUCGAUCAUGCACUUGCGGACAAAGACCCCAUCCGCGCCGUUGUCCGCAUGACGGGGUCCAACCAGGACGGCCGGACGCCUGGUAUCAGCUUCCCCAGCAGGGUCGCUCAGAUGGCCCUCAUCAAGUCCGUCUACGAGCGCGCCGGCCUCGACCCCCUCCAGACGUCUUACAUCGAGGCCCACGGCACGGGCACCCAGGCCGGAGACCCGAUCGAGACUUCGGCCAUCUCGGAAACAAUGUGCUCCGAGCGGUCCGCCGACGAGCCGCUGGUCAUUGGGUCGGUGAAGACGAACAUCGGCCACCUCGAGGCGGCGAGCGGGAUCGCAGCCCUCAUCAAGGCCGUCCUCAUGUUGGAGAACAGGGUCAUCUUCCCCAACCGCAACUUUGAGACUCCUAAUCCCCGCAUCGCGCUGGAGAAGUGGAAAUUGAAGAUACCUUUGAAAAUGAAACGCUGGGAUUGCGAUGGCCCCCAUCGCCUGUCUAUCAAUAGCUUCGGGUAUGGCGGGACAAACGCGCACGUCAUUCUUGAGAGCGCCAGUGACUUCCUUCACGCAGCCAAGUCACCGUAUAGUCCUGGCCAGGACAUCUCAACCUCCGUCGCGCGGGUAGCUUCCGUCAGUUCUCCCGGGCUUUCCAAUGGCAACGGCAUCAGCAACGGCAUCAGCAACGGUAACGGCGUACGGAACGGGAAUGGAAACGGGAAUGGAAACGGGCAUCAUAUCGACAACGCCAGCUUGCAAAACGGUCAUCAUCACCACCACGCACCACAUCCACGAAGAAUCUUUUCCGUUUCCGCAUUCGAUGAGGCUUCGACCCGAAACGCGGCCAAGGAUCUCGCAGAACACCUCCGCGCUGCCACGGCCCACGUCGACGAUGCCUACCUGCGGGAUCUGGCGUAUACCCUGGGCGCCAGGCGCUCGCAUUUUCCCUGCCGGGCCGCGGUUGUCGCUGGGGAUGCAGACGAGCUGAUGACAGCGCUGGCUGACGAGUCUCUGGCGAUCACCAAGUCCGCGCAGAAGAACCCCGUCAUCGGCUUCGUCUUCACCGGCCAGGGGGCGCAAUGGGCGGGGAUGGGCAGGGAGCUCAUGGACGCGUUUCCCAUCUACGCGCGGACGAUGGAGCGCUGCAGAGAUCAUCUCCUGAGCAUCGGUGCCCCCUGGGAUCUCAUAGAUGAGCUGGCAAGGGAUGCAAAGAGCUCCCGUAUCUCGAUGGCCAGGUUUAGCCAGCCGCUUUGCUCUGCAGUUCAGAUCGCUUUGAUCGAGCUCCUCGCGUCUUGGGGCAUUCGGCCACAGGCCGUGACUGGCCAUUCCAGCGGCGAGAUCGCGGCAGCCUAUGCGGCAGGUCUCGUUGGCUUGGAGGAUGCCAUGUCUUCAGCCUACCACCGCGGGAUAUUCUCACAGCAAGUCGCCGCCGAAGGGCCCAUCAAGGGGGCCAUGAUGGCCGUGGGCCUGGGCCCAGACGCCAUCCAAGAGCGCCUCUCCGACCUCAAGCAAGGCUACGCCACCAUCGCUUGCGAGAACAGCCCGUCCAGCGUCACGGUAUCCGGCGACUUGGCAGCCAUCGAGGAGCUCAAGGAACAGUUGGACAGCGAGGGUGUCUUUGCCCGCAAACUCCUCGUGGAGGCCGCCUACCACUCGCGGCACAUGGCCCUGGUGGAGGAAGACUACCUGGACAGCAUCUCGGACAUGAAGAUCGGCCCGGGCAGCGACGUCAGGUUCUACUCGUCUGUCACGGGGAAGCGGGCGUCGGGCCAGGACCUCGGACCCGGGUACUGGGUGGCCAACAUGCUCGGCAGGGUGAGGUUCGCAUCCUCGCUCAAGCAGCUCUGCCGCGCUGGCGCCGACAUACUGGUCGAGGUCGGCCCGCACUCCGCCCUGGCCGGGCCCGUGAAGCAAAUCAUCCAGUCCGAUGACGCGCUCAAGUCCUCCAACAUCAAGUACGCAAGCGCCCUCACGCGCAAGUACGACGCGGCCCAAACCGUCCUGGCCAUGGCCGCGAAGCUCCUGGGCGAGGGCGUGCCCGUCGACCUCUCCGCUGUCAACGGCGCCGGGGGCAGAGAGAACGUCGUCGUUGACCUGCCGCCGUACCGAUGGAACAAGUCCAAGUCGUACUGGGCCGAGAGCCGUCUGUCCAAGGAGUACCGCAACCGCCCGCACCCGCGGCUGGACCUGCUCGGCAAGCCGGAACCGAACUUCAACCCGUUCGACGCCCGCUGGCGGAACAUCAUCCGCGGCACCGAGGUGCCGUGGAUCAAAGACCACCGUAUCCAGUCCAACGUCGUCUACCCGGCCGCCGGCUACGUGUCAAUGGCCAUCGAAGCCGUCCGGCAAAUCACCAUGGCGGCCAAGUUCCUCGAGCCCAAGGGGUACAGGCUCCGCGAGCUCUCCAUCGGCCAGGCCCUCGUCAUCCCGGGCGACACGGACGAAGUCGAGACUUCCAUCACGUUGCGGCCCCAGAGUGAGGGCACCCGCGUCUCCUCCGACACGUGGUUCGAUUUCUUCAUCUACUCCGUGUCGGAAGACGCUCGAUGGACGGAGCAUUGCAGGGGCAUGAUCAGCAUCGACAAGGCCAACGACGACGAGGGCAUCGACGAGGCCGCCACCCUCAGCAGGCUGUGCCAGAUGGCCGAGAUGCAGCACGCGUGCACCCAGGAGGUCUCUGUCGACGACCUCUACGCGAACCUUGCCGACAUCGGCCUCGGAUACGGACCUACCUUCAGCAACAUGACCUCGGCGCGGUGCAUGUCUCUCGGCCAGGUACAGGCGGCCCGGGGAGCCUGCGUUGCCGGCAUCACGUUGCCCAAUACCGCGGCCGUGAUGCCGGCCGGGUUCGAGUACCCCCACGUCGUCCACCCGGCCCUGCUCGACAGCGUCUUCCACUCCAUGUUCGCCGCCAUGGGCGCCGGAUCGGGGCAGCUUAAGCACCCGAUGGUGCCGGUCUUCAUCAGCGAGCUGUACGUCUCCGGGGACCUGGACAAGCAGCCCGGCCGCAAGCUGACGGUUUACACGUCCACCGAGCUGAAGGGCGCCCGCCGCAUGCAGGCCUCCAUGAGCGUCGUAGGCGGCGAGCGGCCGACCAAGCCUGUCAUCGAGCUCGAUGGCCUCACAUGCAUGAAGCUCGCAGGCGACGUCGACCAGGACACCCAGCAGGAUAUCACCAGCACUGCGUACGAUUUCGCCUGGGAGGUUGAGCCCAGCAUGGUGAUACGUCGGGCAGAACCGGCACUUGAGGGUGAGGUUGUCGAUCCCGCCACCACCACCCCCAGUCCCGAGCGCGAGUGCUUGGAACAAACAAGCCACGAAGUCCUCAGUAAGCUGGUCAGCCAUGUCGACUCCUCCUCGGUUCCUUCAGACAAACCCCAGCUCGCAGCAUUCUAUGAGUGGGUCACUUCGUUGACGGCCACGACAAAGUCGUCUCCGGUAUCGCCGACGAGCAACAGCAGUGAAGACACACCAUGGAAACACCUCCUGCACUACGUCGGAGAGAACCUGUCCGAAGUGGUCACUGGAAAGCAAUCGGUGCGCGAGCUUCUCGGCGCCAAUGACCUUCUCCGAGACGCAGUCACGAACAGCCGCGCUGUCCAGCAACAAACACAGCUGGUCGCCCAGCAUCUCGGCGUCCUGGCUCGCCUGAACCCUCACCUCGAGGUUCUCGAGUUCGGAGCCGGCGCCGGAUGGUCGACCGCGCAGUUCAUCGACGGCAUCGGGAGCGUCGGGUCCAACACGCCGCGGUUUGCAAAGUACGACGUCGUGCUCUCCGACGACAAGUUCCGCGAUACGCUGAAGGCGAACGUCGACGCGCUGGACGGGCUAGUCAACAUCAAGGAAAACGUCGACGACUGGUACUCCGAAAAGCAGGAUCAGAUGCCGGAGGCGUACGACGUAAUCGUGGGCGUGCUUUCGUCACUCGACCCCGUGCCGGCGGCCCUCUCUUUGGCCGCAGCCUGCAAGCUGUUGAGACCGGGCGGAACGCUCAUCCUCCUCGAGCCGAGGCCGGACUCCAUCGUGUCCAAGACAUUGUUCGCAUCGUUGCCCUCUUGGUCUCCCACACAAUCAGAACAGGCGUGGGAGCGUGCGAUUGAAGCUUCUGGUCUACGUCGCACCGCAUCAGAAGCAGAUUCGACAGGCAACGAUGCAAGUCUCGUCGUUUCUUAUGUUUCCCAACGACCGGUAGCACCAUCCCCCACCACGAAGCCCAGUAUCUUGCUGGUCACUGGUCCCAGCCCGGGGCAGAGCAACAGUUUGAUCGGCCACCUGACGGCACAGCUUGUCAAAACAAGCUUGGACGUGGAAGUUGCCCCCUUGGAGGAAGCUCAAAGCAUCGACAAGGUGUGCGUCAUCUUCUGGGAGCUCGUGGGUGAUAUCCUAGCAAACCUUUCGACUAGCCAGUUCGUCGCCUUGAAGGAACUCUUUACCAGGUCGAAGGGAGUUCUUUCCAUCACCCGCGCAUCGUCCCUGAAGCCUAUCGCGGGCAUGGUGGCCGGCUUGACCAGAACCGUGAGGUCGGAGAUGAGCGACGGUGCUGGUCUCAUGCUCGACGUCGAUGAGAACGCAUCCACUGAAGAGACGUCAGCCGCCAUCACGAGUAUCUUGUCGAGGCAUUUCUGGUCGGAUCACGGCAUCGUCGGGACUCUGGACACAGAGUACAGACUGGUGGACGGCCAGAUCCUGGUCCCUCGCCUGGUACCGGGCACCGACGUAAACAGAGACGUCGCAGUCGCCUUGGGACGGGUCUCGGCCGAGGAAGGCCCCUUUGUACAGGAAGGACGGCAUCUCCGGGCCGAGAUCGAAACCCCCGGGCUGCUCGACACCAUCCAGUUUGUGGACGAUGAUGAGGCGACCGCGACCCUGCCCUCAGACCACGUCGAGAUCGACGUCCGGGCCAUGGGCCUCAACUUCCGCGACGUGAUGAUGGCCAUGGGCCAGAUCGACGUCGAGGCCCUCGGAGGAGAAUGCAGCGGCCUCGUCACGGCCGUGGGAUCCACGGUCCACGGCUUCGCCGUCGGCGACCGCGUCUGCUGCAUCCGCCUCGGCACGUUCCGGAGCCGCGUCCGCUGCGACGCGCGCCUGUUGCAGAAGCUGCCGGACGACAUGGACUUCGAGACCGGCGCCGCCCUCCCGGUGGUGUACUGUACGGCCUUCCACUCCGUCUUCCAGGCCGCGAACCUCCGGGCCGGGGAGACGGUUCUCAUCCACGCCGCCUCGGGAGGCCUCGGCCAGGCCCUCAUCCAGCUGUGUCAGAUGGUCGGCGCGGACGUCUUCGUGACGGUCGGGUCCGCGGACAAGAGGGCCCUCGUCUCGGAGCGCUUCGGUAUCCCGGCGGACCGUAUCCUGUCUAGCCGCGACGGAACCUUCGCCGACGCGAUAAAGAGGCUGACGGGCGGGCGCGGGGUGGACGUCAUCAUGAACUCCCUGGCUGGGGAGGGCCUGCGCCUGAGCUGGUCGUGCAUCGCGCCGUUCGGCCGCUUCAUCGAGCUCGGCAAGCGAGACUUCUUCGUCAACACGCGCCUGGAAAUGGCCAAGUUCGCCAAGAACGUCACCUUCGCGGCGGUCGAUCUCGUCGACCUGAUCAAGCUCAAGCCGGAACACGUCGCGGACGUUCUGGCCAAGUCCAUGGACCUCCUCCGCCAAGGGUCCGUCAAGUCUCCCUGGCCCAUCACCGCCUACCCCAUGGCGGAGCUCAAGACGGCCCUGCAGACCAUGCAGUCGGGUCGCCACAAGGGCAAGCUGGUCUUGGUCCCUCGUGCCACAGACAUUGUCAAGGUGGUGCCGGCACCAACAAAUGGCGCCCUCUUCGAGGCUGAUGCCGCCUAUCUGCUGGCCGGCGGUAUGGGAGGUCUCGGCCGCUCCAUCGGGAAGUGGAUGGUCCGCAAUGGAGCUCGCAACUUGAUCUUCUGCAGCCGGAGCGGAGACUCCAGCCCCGAGGCCAAGCAGACAAUCCGGGAUCUUCAGGACGCGGGCGCCACGGUCCUCGCAUAUGCAUGCGACAUCGCCGACGAGGCGCGGUUGCAACAGGUUGUCGACGACUUGUCCAGGAAAACGCUGCGAGUCCGAGGCAUCAUCCAAAGCGCCAUGGUUCUAAGAGAUGUCCUGCUGGAGAACAUGACGGUCGACGACUACAACACCGUGGUUAGGCCCAAAGUCCAGGGAACGCUAAACCUGCACGCCUUGUUCCCCCGAGACCUGGACUUCUUCGUCAUGCUGUCCUCCAUCAGCGGCGUGAUCGGUAACGCCAGCCAGGCCGCAUACGCUGCCGCCAACACAUUCAUGGAUUCGUUCGCAUCGUACCGCCACAGCCUCGGCCGUCCCGCCGUCACGAUCGACCUCGGAGUCAUGCUGGGCAUCGGCUACCUGGCCGGAGACCCCGAGCUGGCCGACGCAAUGAGGCGGCAGGGUUUCUCGGGGACCACCGAGCCGGAGCUCAUGGCGCUCCUGCGCUCGGCGGUGUCGAGGCCGCAACGGGGCCAGAUCGUGACGGGCCUCGGCACCUGGAAGGCCGGCUCGUCCCUCGGCAACUUCUCCGGCCCGCUCUUCUCCAACUUCCGCAGGCUGGCCCAGCGCGUCCCCGGCGAGGGCGGCGAGCACGGCGGCGGCGACUCCGCCUCGGGCCUCCGGGCGACCCUGGGCGCGGCCAAGGACAUGGCGGGGGCGACGGACGCGGUGUGCGCGGCUCUCCUGAAGCAGGUCUCCGUCUUCGGCAUGGUGCCCGAGGAGACCAUCGUCGCCAGCCGCCCGAUGAGCGAGUACGGCAUCGACUCCCUCGUGGCGGUAGAGAUGCGCAACUGGAUCUUCCGCGAGACGGACUUCACCGUGGCCAUCCUGGAGUUGAUGGCGAACCAGCCGAUCCAGAAGCUCGCCAUGAAGAUCGCUGGGGGUACUCAUCUGGUGAGCGCCAAGGUGAAGAGCGCCUCGUAG
Messenger RNA from Colletotrichum destructivum, 7880 nucleotides. Its product is annotated as Putative Acyl transferase domain superfamily, phosphopantetheine binding ACP domain, thiolase. Gene Ontology annotation, biological process: fatty acid biosynthetic process; secondary metabolite biosynthetic process. Bases 165 to 7880 code for a protein of 2571 amino acids. The transcript has 9 exons. Gene Ontology annotation, molecular function: fatty acid synthase activity; oxidoreductase activity; phosphopantetheine binding. Lineage: Eukaryota; Fungi; Ascomycota; Sordariomycetes; Glomerellales; Glomerellaceae. The record is from RefSeq and is a predicted model, not a curated record.